AUGGCUGUGGCUGACCCCUCCCCACAGGCCACUGCCCUGCCCCCACUGGGGAGGUUUGGGCUGCAAGAGCCAGAGGCCCUGGGGAUGCUGUUCCUCCCAAGCUCAGUGGCCCCAGUUCAGAGGAUUGAUCUCACUGUUCAACAGAGAGUUCAUACUGGAGAGAGACCCUUUCAAUGUAAUGAAUGUGGAAAAGCCUUCAGCUUUCGAGGAAACCUUAUUGUACAUCAGAGAACUCACCCCAGAUAGAAACCUUUUCUAUGUGAUGAAUGUGGGAAAGGCUUUAGUAGGAGGUCCCAUCAAGAUUUACUUACUGUACAUCAGAGAACUCACCCUGGAGAGAAACCCUUUGUGUGUAAGGAAUGUGGGAAAGGUUUUAGUCAGAGAAACAAUCUCACCAUUCAUCAGAGAAUUCAUACAGGAGAAAAACCCUUUGAAUGUGAGGAAUGUGGAAAAGCGUUCAGCCAGAAACAAUACCUUACUGAUCAUCAGAGAAUUCACACUGGAGAGAAACCCUUUGUAUGUAAGCAAUGUGGAAAAGGAUAUAAGUAUAAGAACAAUCUCACUAUUCAUCAGAGAGUUCACACGGGAGACAAACCCUUUGUGUGUAAUGAGUGCAGAAAAGCCUUCAGCCAUCCAGAAUGCCUUACUGUACAUCAGAGAACUCACACUGGAGAGAAACCAUUUGUAUGUAAGCAAUGUGGGAAAGAUUUUAGUCAGAGGAACAAUCUCACUAUUCAUCAGAGAGUUCAUACUGGAGAGAAACCCUUUGUAUGUAAGCAAUGUGGGAAAGGUUAUAGGCAGAAGAACAAUCUCACUAUUCAUCAGAGAGUUCAUACUGGAGAGAAACCCUUUGUAUGUAAUGAGUGUGGGAAAGGCUUUAGUAGGAGGUCUAGCCUUAUUACUCAUCAGAAAAUUCAUACUGGAGAGAAACAGAAUUUGGUGAAGUAGAGAGAUUUCAGAGAGGAACUACCCUUCACUGUCACCAUAGAAUUCAUAUGAUUCUGGCAACUCAGUAGGAGAAAAAUCUAUUCUUCCUAAAAUAGUUCUUCGUGGCUCUUUUUGGUUAACAUGCCACCUGCACUUCUCAACCUGAGCCUUUUUCAUCCCCUCCUAAUCCAACACAUGAAAAAACGGACAUUGUCUGGGUUGUUUCACAUUGAGUUCAACAUACUUGUAAAGAAGAGGGGAUGAAGUACCAUGGUCUUCCCUCAGAAUUUGAUUUGGUUUUUAUAACUUCUUUAGUCUGAUUUCUAAUGUAUUG
Messenger RNA from Sarcophilus harrisii (Tasmanian devil), 1261 nucleotides. Its product is annotated as gastrula zinc finger protein XlCGF8.2DB-like. Gene Ontology annotation, cellular component: nucleus. Gene Ontology annotation, biological process: regulation of transcription by RNA polymerase II. The record is from RefSeq and is a predicted model, not a curated record. The transcript is spliced from 3 exons. Gene Ontology annotation, molecular function: RNA polymerase II cis-regulatory region sequence-specific DNA binding; DNA-binding transcription activator activity, RNA polymerase II-specific. Lineage: Eukaryota; Metazoa; Chordata; Mammalia; Dasyuromorphia; Dasyuridae.